AUGCUGGAGUCAUUAGCAACGACAUUAUUGAAUAGACUACUAGGGUCUUAUGUCGAGAAUUUCGAUCCUGCCCAAUUGAAAAUGGGGAUAUGGAGUGGAGAUGCAAGAUUAGAAAACUUAAAAUUAAGGAAAGAUUGUCUAGAUCGUUUAGAAUUACCAAUAGAUGUUAAAUAUGGUGUCCUAGGGAAACUUAUCCUUAACGUGUCAUGGUCAAACUUGAAAAAUAAACCUGUGAAAAUAUCUAUUGAAGAUUGUUAUUUCAUUUGUUCCCCAAGAACAAAAUUGUCCUAUAAUACUCAAGAACAGAUUGAAAGAGACUUAAGAUUAAAACUAAGUAAAUUGGCUGAAUGGGAAUUAGCUAAUAGAGUCAAAUCAUCAAAUGAUAGUCAACCAUCUUCGUCAUCACAGCAGCAACAAAAUAAUAAUGAUACAUCUUUUACUCAAUCAUUGGUUACGAAAAUCAUUGACAAUUUACAAGUAACUAUUAAAAAUAUUCAUAUAAGAUAUGAAGAUAUGGAUUCGGUAUUUAGCAAAGAUCCAUGCGCAUUUGGAUUGACUUUGAAACAACUUUCAGCAGUUUCCACUAAUGAAGACUGGGAACCAAGCUUUAUCGAAUUGACACAAAUUAUUACACAUAAACUUUUAACUUUAGACAGCUUUUCUGCUUAUUGGAAUACAAACGCAACUUCAUUAUUAGAAGAUGAAAUGAUCCCAGAAAUAACUUUCGAAAACUUGAAAAGUGAAAUUUCAAAUAAUACCUCUACUAAUUCUGAAAAUAACUCAGAAACAGAUAAUCAACGAAUAUCAUACAAUGAAUAUUUACUUAAUCCUAUCGACGCUGAAGGGAAAUUAAUAGUUAAUAAAGCAGGUACCACAAAGGAAAGACCACAUACUGAUUUGGAACUAUCAUGUAACGAGUUUGGUGUUUCUUUAAAUGACUCAGUUUAUGCUUCCUUGCUAUACUCUAUAACCGAAAUACAUCUGAAUUCAAUUACGCAAAAAUAUAAAGUCAAUAGACCAGAAUAUUCUGUUGAUGAAAAUCCAUCUGGUUGGUUUAAAUACACUGCAUUAUGUAUUCUUCAAGAAAUUAAAGAAAAGAAACAAAUGUGGACUUGGGAUAAUAUUAAGAAGAAAGGUGAGCAAAGAAGAGCUUACGUUGAUUUAUGGAUUGAAAAAUUGAAAUUGAAAUCAAUCGACAACACCUUACCUGAUAUGGAAAAGGAAAACCAGUUACAAGAACUACAUAAACAAUUGAAUUAUGAUGAAAUUGUAAUGUUUAGAUUAAUUGCGAAAAGAAGAUAUGCCAAGGAAAAGUUAGAAAAUGCUGAUUCAGGUGAUUCAACUGCAGUGACUGAUGCGUCUCAUGGAACAAAGGGUAGAUGGAUAUCUUCUUGGUGGAGCGGUAAUGCUAACGAACCGGCUACAGACUUGAUUAUAUCAGAAGAAGAAAAGAAAGAACUUUACGAUACUAUUGACUUCAAAGAAAAUCAAACACCAUUAGCGGAUAUUCAGAUCCCUAGGGAUUGGACAACAUUCAAGUUAACUGGUAUAUUGAACAAAGGGUUUUUUGCUAUUAAACGACAGUCAUUCGAGGUUCCAUUAGGUGAAAUUAUUUUUGAAAAUUGUGAACUAAACUUUCUACAGAGAUUGGAUUCUUUCAAGACAUCAUUCAAGUUACAAGAAUUCAAAUUAAAGGACGGUUCCCCUAAUACCCUUUAUAAAUAUAUUAUAUCUGCUAAAGAUAUCACUAAAUCUGAAGACGACAGUGAUAAUGAGGAAUCUAGUGGACAACCAUUAUUGGAUGCAACGUUUGAAUCGAAUCCACUGGAUGGGAUUGCCCAUUCAAAUUUGAACAUCAAACUUCGUGGUAUGACAAUAUUCUAUCAUGUUCAUUUUCUCACAGAAGUAAUAAACUUUUUUACCCCACCAAAACAGCAUUUGGAGUCAAUGGUGGCCUUGUUAGGGGCUGCUGAAUCAACCAUCGGGUGGACGAACCAAUCAAGAAUGGGAAUAGAGACAAUAUUAGAGGAGCAUAAAACGGUUAACUUAAUGCUUGACUUACAAUCACCAUUAGUUGUCGUACCGUUAGAUCCACAUGUUUGGGAAACUCCUUGCGCAAUUAUUGAUGCAGGUCAUAUAUCCGUUGCCAGUCAAGUUGUUCCCAAGAAUAAAAUAAAUGAACUAAAAGAUAUGGAGGCAGAAGAAUAUGAAAGAAUGGAUGCUAAUGAGAUAAGUAGAUUAAUGUACGAUCGUUUCAAAGUUAGCUCUCAAGAUACUCAAGUAAUUAUUGGAUCCAAUUUACAAUCAUUAUUGUCUUCUUUAAACGAUCAAGAAACUCUAGACAACCUAAAUAUUCUGAAAAAGAUGUCUUUGGAUAUUAUUCUAGACACUUUGAUAUUGGGCAAAGCUCUUCAAUUACCAAAGCUUCGUUUAUCAGGUCACCUUCCAAAAUUACUUCUCUCUCUGAAUGAUUAUCAAUAUAAAAUGAUGUUACAACUUCUAGAUAAAUGCGUCUUGUCAUUGUUUGACUACAACAAAGAAAGUGAUUAUACAACUCCUAUUGUCAAUGUGGAUGAUGUGGAGGCUGCAGAACAAUCACGUCUUAAUGAUUCCUUACAGGCGCUCAGUACGAUGUCUGAGUUGGAAAUAUUACAGAAGAUGAUUGAAAUCCAGUUCAAAGUUGAUUUCAUCCAAAUUUCUUUAUUGAAGUGUACUACUCCAGAAACGAUGGGCUGCAACAAACUAAUUGAUGUUAUUGGGAAAAGUUUAAAUUUUACAUUCUCCAAAAAUAUCAAAGGUAUCAAUUUGGUUACGACUGUUCAUUCUUUGACCAUUGAAGAUUUCAUCGAGAGAAGUGAUAAUCCAGAAUUCAAAUAUCUAGUCUCUUCAGAUUCAGAUAAUAUAUCUACUAAAAGUAACCAUCUAUUUACUCUCCGAUACAAAAGAGUGGGAAGAAUAGUUUCAUACAACAGUAAAUUAAUUGAAGUCUUUGAUCAAGAUGUUAAUAUGGACAUGAAAAUGCUUAAAUUAAUAUUGACUCCCAAGUCAUUGUUGACGUUACUUAACUUCGCCAUCUUUACGUUUACAGAUCCAAACGCACCCGAGAUACCCGCCGAUAUGCUAAGACACAACUCAGAAGAUACAGAACUUGGCCCACAAAAAAUAAAUCUGCAGUUAAACAUGGAAGGUAUGUUAAUUAUUUUCAACGACGAGUCUAUCAAAUUAGCAACAUUAACCCUAUCCGCGGGUUCCUUUGAAAUGUAUUUACUACCAGAAAGUAUGAACCUCAAUCUUAAAUUAGAUGGGUUUGAGCUGACUGAUGAGUUGAAUGAGAGUUUUGAGCGGACUUCUGUAUUUAGACAAUUAGUUUCAAUGGAUGGUAAGAACUUGGCCGAAUUGAAUUAUCAGACUUUUGAUUCUGCCACGAAUGAAAAGGAUUAUAAUUCUUUUUUAAAACUUGUGACUGGUUCCAUGCAUGUAAAUUUCAACGAAUCGUCAUUCCAAAAGUUAAUGAAUUACUUCUAUAAAUUUCAGAAAAUGAAAACGUUCUUCGAUAGUGCUAGACAAGCAGCUUAUAAUCAGGCGCCUUCAAUCGAAACUGUCAAUGAUAUGAAAAUGGAUAUUUUAAUAAGCGCACCGUUAAUUCGGUUUCCAAAAAUAUCUAAUAAUGGGCCCAAUAAUGAAAUUGACGUUUUCGAGAUCUAUUUAGGUGAAUUUUUUGUCAAGAAUAACUUUAUCACAAAUGCAGCAAAAGUGAAAACCAAUAAUAUCCGCACAGGAGUUCGAGAAAGUAGGAUGUCUUCAAUACUAAAUCUUACAAAUGGGGAAGAACAGCACUUAUAUAUGGUCCAUAACAUGGCAUUAAUAUUUGACAUUAUCCAUUCCCAAGGUGUGGGUGAGAAUCUUACAAAAUUUAAUAUUUCGAGUUAUUUCGACCCAUUAGAAAUCAAGGCCACAGAAUUACAGCUUGCAUAUUUAGUUAACGUUAUAAACGCUGUCCAAAAUACCUUCACAGCUACCGACGAUACUGUGAUCAAUUCCCCUGAGGAAAGCUUUUACGCCAAUGUUGACGAAGGUAUAUCAAGUUCUGCAGAUAUUAAUGAUAAUACGCCAUCAUUAUCCACCCAACCUGCCAUGGAAGAAACGAAGAAAGAUAUCGAGUUCCAUUUUACUGCGCCAGAAAUAGCAUUGACAUUUUUUGAGAAAACUCAAGAUAAUGUAACAGUGGAUGACUGUAGCUUGACGAAGAUUAUGCUUCAAGAUAUAGGUGUAGCCCUUCACCUAACGCCAGACAGUGAACUAAAGGGGACAUCACAUAUUACCUCAUUCACAUUGGAGGAUACAAGAAAUAUCGAAGGUAAUCAUUACAGACAGUUGAUUCAAAAGUCAUCAGAGCAAACACAUCAGUUUUUUGCCAAUAUAUCGAGACAACGGAUAGAAAAUGGGAUGCUAACGAGUAUAUUUUCCACCAUCAGUAGCCCAAAGUUUAUUCUGGCAAUGGAUCAUGUCAUCGCACUAAAGAAUUAUGUAAACUCCGUCAAUAAGUUGACUACUUCUGAUGUUCACAAGCAAAUAAAGGUAGAUUAUGAAUCGAACAAUAUGCUUGAGAUAGAAGAAUCAUCAUCUCCUUCAAAUGAUAAAUUCCAGUACUCAAUUAAUAUUAUCGACACAUCAGUUAUUUUAUUAGCAGAUCCUACUGAUAUCGACUCAGAUGCUGUUGUGUUUAGCGUUGGACAAUUCUUGUUGGCUGCUCAGAAUCUCACAAACAUUUCUGCAAAUAACGUCGGUCUCUUCUUAACUAAGCUGAAUUCUGAAGAUGAUUAUAAAUUGAGAGUGCUAGAUGACUUUUCUUCUUCCUUAACAAUCGAUCAACGAGAUUCCACUGCCGAAAAGCUUUUGACUCUAAUCAAUUUUUCAAUAGAACCACUUAUUAUGCGUAUCUCUUUGAGAGAUAUUAGGCUAGCUAUGUCGAUUUUUAAUAGAGCAGUAUCCUUAUUAGAGGAGAAGACAGCAGAUUCGGAACAGGCAAUUGUGAAGGAAGAGGAACCGAUCUACGAACAUUUCUCGAAAGAAUUUGAAAGGAAAUUGUCUAAAUAUGCACCGAGUCUUUUAAGCUCUAUUAGCUCCAUAUCCAAACCUAAAAUUAAACCGGCCGCGCCAGAUAUAAUUUUGAGAGCGGAAAAGUUUGAAGGUGACAUUGGAGGGUUGAGAUUGAUAUUGAUGGGAGACGUCCACGAAAUGCCCAUUUUUGAUUAUAAUGUAAAUUCAUUUACCAUUUCAGCCAAAGAUUGGUCCACCGAUCUUGAUGCUAUAUCCACUUUUGAAACUUAUGUUAAUGUAUUUAAUUACUCCAGGUCAAGUUGGGAACCAUUGGUAGAGGCUAUCCCAAUAUCUAUACAUUUAUCAAAGGGUGUCAACCAGGAAGCUUCCCUGAUAUUAGACGUCAUAUCCAGGAAAAUAGCAGAUGUUACUUUAUCCUCGAGGUGUAUAUCCAUGUUGUCGCAAAUACCGCGUUCUUUAACGGCGGAUGUUGAUUUGACAUCAAGAGGUUUACAAAAACCCUACUUACUGAUCAACGAUACAGGGUUUGAUUUAUCAGUGUGGAUAAAAGCAACGCAAAAUACAGAGCGAAAUGGUUCAACAGUCCUAAAGAAUGGAGAAAGACUACCUUGGGAGUUUGAAGAUUGGAAGAACAUCAGAGAAAAAUUGGAUACAGAUAACAAGAAGAGCGUAUUGGGCGUUUCCAUUUUAAAUUCCAACUAUACAACCACUUUAUCGAUCGAUGCGACAUAUGAAGGAGAAUUGUUACAUUUAUUGAAACCUGCGGUAAAUCAUGUCCAUAACAGGAUCAUUACAGAGCUAAAAUGUGCUGAAGAUAAUAUCAAGAUGAUUACAUUUAGAUCAACCAUGCUUUUGGAAAACAAUACACACACUGGAUUUGAAGUCUUAGUGGAAGAUACAACAAAUGGCGAAACGAUAACCUUAUCCAUUGGAACUUCCGAGAGUCGCUCAAUCCCAGUGAAUGUCGUAUAUAAUGCUAACAUUCGCAUAAGACCUAUGUCCAGUAUCAAUUUUGAAUGGUCCAAAAAGAAAGUUACUUGGCGAGACUUACUAGAUAAACCGGUGUCAUUCCGCUGUAUCUCAAAAGACGAUGCCUCUCAAAGCUUUUUUGUUGAGUUGAAUGGGAAGUUUGAUAGUAACGAACCGUUGGCUAAAAUAUAUCCUCAUAUGAGAGUUACUAUUUCUCCUUCUUUGAUAAUCGAGAAUCUACUACCAUGUGAUAUAAACUUUUGUCUCUUUAGUAAAAAAGAAGAUAUGAAAACGUUUAAAUUCUUAAAGGAGAAGGAAGAAACAUAUAUUCAUCAUGCUUCACUUGAUGACUUUUUACUUCUUUCUGUGCAGCCGCUCCUUGAAAACAAUCCACUUUCUAAAUCAUCGAUCGUUAAUACACCUCUCAAGAGCGCUUUGAAACCUGAAAACAUUUUAUCUUUAGUCUUAGAUAAUGGUCAAUCACUCCAACUCGUAAUUAAUUAUCAGACCCUAGAAGGGACGAGGACAAAGCUGCUAAGGAUAUAUUCACCUUAUAUUAUCCUGAAUCGAACAGAUCGAGAUCUUUAUAUUCAACGGGAUCUCUCCAAUAUUGCCCAAUCUAAGAUAACGGAUGAGGAAGGUAAACGUAAGAGUGCUCCUAAAAUGUUUUCUUUUGAGCAACUGCACAAUAAAAAUAAUCGAGCAAUGAUCAAAUUUAGAGAAACAGAAUGGAGUAUUCCGUUAUCCUUUGAUGCAGUUGGACAAACAGUUGACACAACUCUGGCGAUUACCAAUAAAGAACAAGAAUACAACUUAGGACUGAAUAUUACAGAGGGUCAUGGUGCCUUUGCCUUGAGUACCAUUAUCGAAGUCACCCCGCGAUUCAUAUUUAAAAAUGGCUUGUCAAUACCAAUAGAAAUUUGCGAAGCUGGCUCUGUUAAUAUACAAGUUGUUGAACCACAACAAAUUAGCCCUCUUUAUAAGUUGAGAAAUGUCCUGAACAAAAAGAUCUGUAUUAAAUUAGUCGGGCAGUUAUCAGAUUGGUCCCCUUCCUUUUUCAUUAAUGAUAUUGGGAUUACUUAUUUGAAAGUCCUUCAAGAAAAUAAUACGCAUAUGUUAUUAAAAAUUGAAAUCGUUUUACAAGGAGCCACUGUCUUUAUCCAACUAAAAGACGGGGAUAACAAAUGGCCUUUUUCAAUUAGGAAUUUCAGUGACUAUGAAUUUAUCUUUUAUCAAAGAGAUAUUAAACUCAUCGAUGAUUAUUAUGAAAAUGAUCCAUCUGAAGAUGUUACAGAUACAGAAUAUACACCUUUGUAUUACCGCGUUCCACCAAGAAGUGUAAUGCCUUAUGCAUGGGAUUAUCCAGCAGCCAGACAGAAAAAAGUCAUUAUUACAUCCCGGGGACGUAAGCGUGAGAUACAGCUUGCUGAAAUAGGUAAUUUGAAACCAAUGAGACUCCCAGGAGGAGUUGCCACAGAGGCACCUGUAAUUGUAGACCUAAAUGUUGUAGCAGAUGGCCCAACACAGGCACUUGUUAUAACAAAUUAUAAUCCAGAAGUCAGCUUGUAUAAGGAACGCUCCCAACAAGCCUCUUCGACUUCAUUAAGUAGUUCAAACGAAGGCUUUGAAGCCGAUGAUGAGGAUAAGAAUAUUCGAACCAAGGUGGUUAUUCAAUUUGAGGGUAUUGGAAUUUCGUUGAUUAACGACAAACUACAAGAAUUACUAUACAUCAAUGCUAAAGGUAUCGAAUUUAGAUAUAACGAAUCUGAUCUGUAUAACACCUAUAGUUGGAAACUAAAAUGGCUACAAAUCGAUAACCAGCUCUUUGGAAGUGUCUUCCCUAAUAUAUUAUUUCCUACUGCUAUACCAAAUACGGAAAGAGAUAUGGAAAAUCACCCAGUGUUUUCCGGUUCAAUAUCGAGAGUGAAAGAUGAUACGCAUGGUGUCCCAUAUUUCAAGCACGUUACAUGCUUACUACAAGAAUUUAGUAUUUGUUUAGAUGAAGAUUUUAUCUAUGCCUUAAUUGAGUUUGGCAGGUUUCCCGGAGCCCCGUGGGAUAAAGAACCUGAAGAAGAAGAUUUCUCUAGUUUACUUGAAUUGCCACAACCCAAAGAUAUAGACGUCGCUGAUGAUAUUUAUUUUGAGAUAUUCCAUAUUCAACCUACUUUAUUGCAUUUAUCUUUUGCAAGAACAGAGAGGCUAAAUACAGCAAAUGAUCAACCUACAGAAUUGGGUUCACUGUUCUUUAUCAAUAUGUUAACGAUGGCGAUCGGGAAUGUCAAUGAUGCCCCUAUCAAAUUGAACUCUUUAUAUAUGGAUAAUGUAAGAGUCCCACUUCCCGUGUUGAUUUCAUCGAUGAAAACACAUUAUAGUCAACAGUUUUUUUAUCAAAUCCAUAAAAUAUUAGGAUCUGCAGACUUUUUAGGAAAUCCAGUUGGCUUAUUCAAUACUAUUAGUUCUGGUGUUUGGGAUUUAUUUUAUGAACCUUAUCAAGGGUAUAUGAUGAACGAUAGACCACAAGAAAUAGGUAUCCACUUAGCAAAAGGAGGAGCUAGUUUUGCCAAAAAGACCGUUUUUGGGUUAUCUGAUAGUAUGGCCAAAUUAACAAGUUCAGUUGCAAAAGGUUUAUCUGUGACACAAGAUUCAAGUUUCCAAGAAGCGAGAAGGUUACAACAAAGAAUAAAUAGUAAUAGUAGGAGCGUAUUUGCCACCUCAGCUCAAUCAUUUGCAACAACGCUUGGCAGUGGGUUUAGUGGAGUGGCUUUAGAUCCAUAUAAAGCAGCACAGAAGGAAGGUGCAUCUGGAUUCUUCAAGGGAUUAGGGAAAGGUUUAAUUGGACUACCGACUAAAACAGCCAUCGGAUUCCUCGAUCUGACAAGUAAUUUAAGCCAAGGUGUUAAGAGUACAACAACUGUGUUGGAUUUACAAACAACAAAUCGUAUUAGAUUACCAAGAUAUGUAGACUAUGAUCAAAUUAUUAGAUGUUAUCGUCUCAGGGAUGCUCAAGGACAGUAUUGGCUCAAGACAGCUAACGGUGGUUUGUUCAUGAAUGACCGUUACUUGGCCCACGUUAUUCUGCCCGGUAAGGAAUUAGUUGUAAUAAUCUCAAUGCAGAGAAUUGCCGAAAUCAGAUUAGCUACACAAGAAGUCAUGUGGAGUACAUCCUAUCCAUGUAUCCAAGGUAUUACCUUAGAACGAGAUGGUAUUUAUAUCAAGUUAAAAUCUCAAAGUGAAUACUUUAUUCCCAUUUCCGAUUCAUCCGUGAAGAAAUCAAUUUACAAGAACAUAAGCACAGCUGUCAUUGAAUAUAAUAAAUCAUGCGAAGCUGUUUUAUGA
Messenger RNA from Naumovozyma dairenensis CBS 421, 9366 nucleotides. It is a transcript of the gene VPS13, whose product is annotated as membrane morphogenesis protein VPS13. The transcript has a single exon. NCBI's taxonomy places the organism in Eukaryota, Fungi, Ascomycota, Saccharomycetes, Saccharomycetales, Saccharomycetaceae. Gene Ontology annotation, biological process: protein retention in Golgi apparatus; late endosome to vacuole transport; mitochondrion organization. The record is from RefSeq and is a predicted model, not a curated record. Bases 1 to 9366 code for a protein of 3121 amino acids. Gene Ontology annotation, cellular component: extrinsic component of membrane.